Pollicipes pollicipes is the source of this 1494-nucleotide messenger RNA. Its product is annotated as CASP-like protein 4U1. The transcript has 9 exons. Bases 1 to 1494 code for a protein of 497 amino acids. The record is from RefSeq and is a predicted model, not a curated record. Lineage: Eukaryota; Metazoa; Arthropoda; Thecostraca; Pollicipedomorpha; Pollicipedidae.
AUGAGUUGUAUGCUGUGCUUUGGCCGCUCGCAUUACUUCAAGUAUAUGUGUCCCGCUGACUACCAGCCGCCGCCGGUGGCGCCCUCUGACGACUACCUGCCGAUGAGCCGCGCCCCAGCGCUGGACAACCCGGAGUACUACCACAUGGCGACGAGCUCGGAGGGCGGCGGCGGCGGCGGCGGCGAGCCGUCGCCGCCGCCGCCGCUGGCGCCGCCCAAGCCGCCGCGCCAGCCGGCCGCCGAGCAGACCUUCUCCGGCGAAUACCUGUACACGCGGCUGGAGCGGCCGCCGGUGCCGCCGCCGGUGGCGCGUGCGCCGCCGCGCGCCGCGCCCCGGCCCUCGCCGUACGACAACGUGCCGGUGGGGAGGCGCGGCUCGCGGCCGGCCGACGCCGCCGCCGCCGCUGCUGCUGCCGCUGCCGUCACCGCCGCUCAGCCGGCGCCGCUGACCGAGGAGGAGCUGGCGCAGCGGCACAGACAGGUGGCGGAGGAACGCGAACGAACCGAGGCACUCGACCAGCUGGAGCAGUCGCGGCUGGACGAGAUCCUCAGCAUGUGUGCCGAAUACGACAGCCAGAUGGCGGCGGUGCCGACGCCGGCCGGUCGGCCGCCGGACUCGCCGGCGCCGGCGCAGCGCAGGAUCAAGACGAACGGCUCGCUUCCGCGCGACAAGCGCCUGGGCUCGCCGGGCCCGGUGACGCCACCCGAGGCGCGCCGCCGCUCCCUCUCCGACGACGAGCCAACCGCCGCCGACCCGGCCGCCCUGCGCAGCCCCUACGAGAACGUCAGCUUCGCAGGCUACCCGCAGAGCCCUCGCACCCGUAUCCGCACCACGCUGCAGCGCGAGCGCCAGGAGGCGGCGGCGGCGGCGACGGCGCGGGAGGCGAGCCCGCCGGCGGCCGGCGCCGUCUACAUGGUGCCGCCGCCGCCGGUGCCGGUGCCGCCGCCGCGCCAGCCGGCCUCCCAGAACGGCGACGAGCGGCACAGCCUGCAGUUCGAGAACCGGGAGUACAUGCAGGGCCUGCCGCUGGACCCGAGCUUCCAGCAGGACGACCUCAUCUUUCUGCCGGCUGUCGGCGGCGGCUACGUGAACACGGGUAUGGACGAGGAGACGUGCCGGGCGGCCGAGGCGGCCAGCGCGCGCGCCCGCCUCGGCCGACAGCCAGGCGGCGACGAGCCGGCGGCGCGGCUCGGCCGGCCGGACGAGGCGCACCGCGUCAGCUGGCGGGACGAGCUGGACGGCGACGAGCCGGGCCGCCAUAGCCGCUCGUUCAGUGACACCACUGACGACGAGCGCGAGAUGUGCCGCCGGCUCAAGGACCAGAGGCGGAUGACGUACCGACAGCUGUCGGAGCUGCGCCAGGAGAAGCUGAACCUGGAGCAUCAGGAGUCCGAGUCCAUCAGACAGCUGGAGAUGGAGCACGCGCUGCUGGAGGGUGAGGUGGAGACACACCUGGAGCGGCUGCAGGGUCCGCUCGCGUCCAGUUGCGUUUGA